CAAUCUAGUCAGUCCGCCGCGAGUCGUCGUGGGGGUAGUAUUGCUGCGCGUUGCAAUUCUGGUACUAAUCCGCACCGGUCCCUAUUGAGCCGGCACGAGCAAAUUUAAGGAUAUAAAUAAUCGUAUAAUUCAAAUUAAGUGACAAGUUAAUUGAUGUUUGUGGAGACUUAUUGAUCGAAUUCGAUUUUUUCGUGGUGCAACAGUGGUUUGCGAUCUACGUGACUGCAUUUCUUUGGUGUGUGAGCUCGCUGAAGUGUGAAAAGGACACAAUGAACGGUCUGAACGGGCACAGCAACGGCGACAUGAACGGAGCCGGGGACAUCAUCACUCAGAACCAGCAGCGAGGCUGGUGGACCAUCGGGCUGAUCAACUCGCGGUACCGUUACCUCACCGCCGAGACCUUCGGCUUCAAGAUUAACGCCAACGGCACCAGUCUCAAAAAGAAGCAGAUCUGGACCUUAGAGCCCGCCUCUGGGAACGCCAAUGACAGCAUGAUCUACUUACGUUCGCACCUGGACAAGUACUUGGCUGUGGACUCUUUUGGCAACGUCACCUGCGAGUCUGAGGAGAAGGAGGCUGGCAGCAAGUUCCAGAUCAGCGUAUCGGACGAUAACAGCGGUCGCUGGGCGCUCCGCAACGUGGAGCGAGGCUACUUCCUGGGCUCGAGCCAGGACAAGCUGACCUGCACGGCCAAGGUGCCCGGCGACGCCGAGCUGUGGCAUGUCCACCUCGCUGCUAGGCCGCAAGUGAACCUCCGCUCCAUCGGCCGCAAGCGCUUCGCCCACCUGUCGGAAUCCCUGGACGAGAUCCAUGUGGACGCGAACGUGCCCUGGGGCGAGGACACGCUCUUUACGCUGGAGUUCCGAGCUGAUGAGGGCGGGAAGUACGCCCUGCACACUUGUAACAACAAGUACUUGAGCGCUGGAGGAAAGCUCCUGGACACGUGCACGCCGGUCUGCCUGUUCAGCGCGGAGUACCACGCCGGAGCCCUAGCCCUGCGCGACAGCGCCGGCGCCUACCUCGCGCCCAUCGGCUCCAAGGCCGUCCUGAAGACCAGGUCCACGGCCGUCACCAGGGACGAGCUCUUCUCCUUGGAAGACAGCCUGCCCCAAGCUGCCUUUGUCGCCGCCUUGAAUGACAAAUACGUUUCUGUUAAACAAGGCGUGGACGUGACCGCCAACCAGGACGAGAUAUCCGCGCACGAGAGCUUCCAGCUGGAGUUCGACUGGGCCACCCGCCGCUGGUACAUCCGCACCAUGCAGGACCGCUACUGGACCCUGGAGACCGGCGGCGGCAUCCAAGCCAGCGGGGACAAUAAGUCCUCCAACGCGCUGUUCGAGUUGGAGUGGCAGGGCGACGGCGCCGUGGCCUUCCGCGCCAACAACGGCAAGUACCUGGUCACCAAGCGGUCAGGGCAUCUGUACGCCAACGUGGACACCAUCGAUGACAACUGCAAAUACUAUUUCUACCUUAUCAACAGGCCUAUCCUCGUGCUGAAGUGCGAGCAAGGGUUCGUGGGCCCCAAGGGCGUGCGGCUGGAAUGCAACAAGGCCAACUACGAGACGAUCCAGGUGGUACGCGGACCCAAGGGAGCUGUUUACUUCAAAGGACAAAACGGCAAGUACUGGCACGCGGACAGCGAGAACGUGACCUGCGACUCUGACUCGCCGCAGGGCUUCCACCUGGAGCUGCGGGAGCCCACGCGCCUCGCCAUCCGCGCGGCCGCCUCGCGCGAGUACCUCGCCGCCGCCAAGAACGGCAACUUCCGCCUCGUCGGCACCGACCUCAGCACCGCCACGCACUGGGAAUAUUAGAUACCCCCAAUAUGUCAGUAGUCUGCGUUUGGACACGCGAAGAGUGUGGGGUUUAUUUUUGCAUUAGUCACGUUUCUUUCGCGCUGAUCGUAAAGGACUGAAAAUAUUUUUUUCUUUACAUUUAAGAUCUUUGCCUAACCCAUGUGAGUGUAAUUUUAUUAUUGUUUCUUUGUCUAGAAUGCUGGCGGUCGAAUAUACUGUAAUAUAUCCGACGUUACUUAUUUAAAAUAUACUUACUGCUUGUUGUAUAUUGACUGAGUACGUAUUUGUACUGAAAGGCAACAAAUGGAUGUCUCUUUGUGUGUUCAAACGCUACAAACGAAUCUCCUAAGUCUGUUCACAAUACUCUUCCAAUAGUACCCGGUUUAAUACUUGUAUUGGCGAGCGACUUAUAUCGAUUUCUAAGAGGGCCUACGCCGCACGUGAUACCAUUUUGAAUUAAUUUACCAGCCGCCAUUACGUGAUUCACAAGAUGGCGGCGUCCGAACGAACCAAUCAGCUGAUUCUGCGGGGAAUCCGCUGCCAAUGGAUAAAAAUAAUAGAAAAAGAAGAAUGUUAGUCAAUGUUUGUUCAUUGUCGAUUCACAUUCUGCAGAAAAAAAAGCUCCACAAUAUGACGUCACGCGCGACGCGCUCUGUUUUGCAUUUAGUACGGUUAAGGUGUAUGUAUAUCGCGUACGCGCGAAUGUGAUCAUAUGAAAAUAUCGCUUCUCUUUAAUAUUAUUAUCGUAAUCAUAGAUUUAUUUUUCUUAUUGGUAGAUCUGCCGAUUAUUGCUUGUUUUCAAUUAUAUUUUUUAACAUUUUGUGACAGUCAAUCGUAAUGCUUGAAAUUAUUUAUUAUUUAGAUUUACGAUAUCGAUAUAAAUUAAUUUAUCGAGGACAUUAUUGGAAUUUUUGAGAAUAUUUAUUGGAUAUUGUAGUGUCUAGUCGAUGGGUUUUAUACAUUUUUACCAGCACAUCGCUGAGUAGGUUAGCGAUCAUCAACAUCACGAGACUGAAGCCUACAGCGGUUAACAGUUAGAUCAGGUAAUUUAAGUUAACAGGGAUGCCGCAAUACCAGACAACUGCCUCGUUGCUCAAUGUUGUAAGGAGUCUGGCCUAUAACUAGUUAAGUAAGCUAGUUUAGUUGUAAGUAACGUUUAAGGUAAGCCGAGUUCGCUUCCGAUGGUGUCCGUGCUAUUAAUAUUGGACAUUAUGUAACCUAUUUACAUGACCUGGUGCAUACGUAUCUUGUAUAUAAGUCACUUCAGUCCGGAUCCCUGACGGAAGCGUCCGAGUUUUUACGAAGAACAAAAUGUUUAUUAAGUAUUUGUACUGCAAUGCUCCCGGAAAUUAAUAUUUGUACGAUAAUGUCUUUGUAAACUAUUAAUGAAUAAAUUAUAAUCAUAUUGUA
This is a messenger RNA of Plodia interpunctella (Indianmeal moth), 3206 nucleotides long. It is a transcript of the gene singed, whose product is annotated as singed. Lineage: Eukaryota; Metazoa; Arthropoda; Insecta; Lepidoptera; Pyralidae. Gene Ontology annotation, molecular function: protein-macromolecule adaptor activity; actin filament binding. Gene Ontology annotation, cellular component: cytoplasm; actin cytoskeleton. Bases 270 to 1814 code for a protein of 514 amino acids. The record is from RefSeq and is a predicted model, not a curated record. Gene Ontology annotation, biological process: cell migration; establishment or maintenance of cell polarity; actin filament bundle assembly. The transcript has 10 exons.